Molecule: messenger RNA, 6381 nt
Organism: Cottoperca gobio
Lineage: Eukaryota; Metazoa; Chordata; Actinopteri; Perciformes; Bovichtidae
Product: contactin-associated protein-like 4
Source: RefSeq, a predicted model, not a curated record
CUCCUCCAGCAGCCGCCGAGGCUUCUCUGCAGCCUCCCGCCGCUUCAUCAUGGAUCUGUGGACUAAAAGAGUCGCUGGGAUUAUCGCUCAGGUCGUCCUGCUUCUCUGCAGCUCGUACGGGACAACCGGAGAAGAGGUGUGUGACAGCGCGUUGGUGUCCAAUCUGCCGCCGUCGUCCUUCAGAAGCUCCUCGCAGCUGUCCAGCAGUCACGCUCCGGGCUUCGCCAAACUCAACAGGAGAGACGGAGCUGGAGGUUGGUCUCCUCUCACCUCAGACAGGUAUCAGUGGCUGGAGGUCGACCUGGGCGAGCGGACCAAGAUCACCGCUGUCGCGACUCAAGGCCGCUACGGCAGCUCUGAUUGGCUGACAUCGUACCUGCUGAUGUUCAGCGACACGGGGCACAACUGGAAACAGUACAGACAGGAGGACAGCAUAGGGUUUUUUCCAGGUAACAGUAAUGCCGACAGUGUGGUUCAGUACAAACUGCAGCAGCCGGCGAUCGCUCGCUUCCUCCGUCUCAGUCCUCUGGACUGGAACCCCAGCGGGAGGAUCGGACUCCGGCUGGAGACGUACGGAUGUCCUUACACCUCUGACGUGGUGAGUUUGGACGGCGGCAGCAGCAGUCUGGUGUACAGGUUGAGUCCCGGGCCGAGGCGUACGUCCAGAGAGGUCGUCUCUCUGAAGUUUAAAACCCUGAGGAAUUCUGGGACGCUGCUGCACGCAGAGGGAGAGGGAGGACUCGGCCUCAGUCUGGAGUUAGAGAGAGGAAAGCUCCAGCUGCUGCUCAGACAAGGUCAGACUUCUUCCUCUGAACCCCGGCGUCUCGCUUCCCUCGGCAGCCUGCUGGAUGAUCAGCAUUGGCACCAUUUAUCGGUGGAGCGCCGCAACUCUCACCUCAACCUCACCGUGGACAAGCACACAGAGAGGAUUCAAAUCCCGGCAGAGUUCAGCCACUGGGACAUCAAGCAGCUGAGUGUAGGGACGGUCCAGAGCCUCGGCUCUCAGAAACCGGUCGUCUCUAAGUGGAACUUUCAUGGCUGCCUUGAAAACCUGCUGUACAACGGCCUCAACCUGAUACAAUUGGCUGAAAACAAAGACCACCAAGUUACUGCAACGGGCAAUGUGACCUUUUCUUGUGCUGAGUCGGUUUCCGUCGCCGUGACGUUCCCAGGCCCCCAGAGCUUCCUCCAGUUGCCGGGGGCGACGGCGUCCUCGUCAGGGGGCGUGUCCGUCGGGUUCCAGUUCAGGACGUGGAACAAGGCGGGGCUUCUGCUCACCUUUGACCUGCCUCAGGAAGGGGGCGUGGUCUGGCUCUUCCUGAGUGAGGCCAGACUCCGGCUGCAGAUCCAUAAACACGGCCGGGCGCUGCUGGAGCUCAGUGCAGGUUCUGCUCUGAAUGAUGGUCAGUGGCAUUCGGUGGAGCUGAACUCCAGACGAGGUCGUCUGAGCAUCGCUGUGGAUACAGAAGAAGGAGGCAGCGCUCAAGCCAGUCCUUCAUUUCCUGUCACCGCAGAAAGUCACCUUUUCUUUGGUGGUUGUCCUGCUGAAGGCGACAGGCAGGAGUGCAGAAACCCCUUUAAUAUCUUCCAGGGCUGCAUGCGUCUCUUAACUUUGGACAACCAAAUCGUGGACCUGAUCAUGGUGCAGCAGAAGCAGCUGGGAAUCUACAGCAACCUGCAGAUAGAUAUGUGUGGAAUCAUCGACAGGUGUUCUCCCAGUCGUUGUGAACAUGGCGGCCGCUGCAGUCAGUCCUGGACCGUCUUCCACUGUAACUGCUCUGACAGCGGCUACAGCGGAGCGACCUGCCACAGCUCUGUGUACGAACAGUCCUGCGAGGCGUACAAACACAGCGGCAACGCGUCGGGACAUUUUUAUAUCGACGUGGACGGCAGCGGACCAAUCAAACCGCAGCUGGUCUACUGCAACAUGACAGAAGAGAACACAUGGAUGGUGAUCCAGCACAACAACAGCGAGCUGACCAGAGUCCGACCGUCUCCAGGUGUGAACCAGCAUUCAGUUCACUUUGACUACUCCACGAAAGAAGAGCAGCUGUUGGCCGUCAUCAGCCAAUCAGAGCACUGCGAACAGGAUCUGUCCUACCGCUGCAGGAAGUCCCGCCUCCUCAACACUCCAGAGGGCUCUCCGUUCAGCUGGUGGCUCGGUGGUCCCGGUCCCGGUCGUGUCCAGUCUUAUUGGGGUGGAGCUCAUCCAGCCAGUCAGCAGUGCGUCUGCGGCCUGCAGGGCGACUGCGUGGACCCACAACACUACUGCAACUGUGAUGCCGACCGCAUGGAGUGGGCUGAAGACUCGGGCCUGCUCACCCACAGAGAGAGCCUGCCCGUCAGGUCUCUGGUGCUGGGGGACAUCACGAGGGCGGGGUCAGAGGCCGCCUACAGGGUGGGGCCGCUGCGUUGUCACGGAGACAAGAACUUCUGGAACGCUGCGUUUUUCGACAAGGAGACGUCGUACCUCCACUUUCCCACCUUCCACGGAGAGCUGAGCGCAGAUAUCUCCUUCCUGUUUAAAACCACGGCCUCCUCUGGUGUGUUCCUGGAGAACCUGGGCAUCAAAGACUUCAUCCGGAUCGAACUGAGCUCCUCCACUCAGGUGCUUUUCUCCUUCGACGUCGGUAACGGGCCGCUGGAGGUUCGCGUGGAGUCGAGCGUCCCGCUGAAUGACAACCGGUGGCAUCGAGUCCGAGCCGAGCGGAACGUCAAAGAGGCGUCGCUUCGAUUGGAUGAACUUCCUGUCGCCACACAGGAGGCUCCUGCUGACGGACACCUCCACCUGCAGCUCAACAGCCAGCUGUUCAUAGGAGGCACAGCCUCCAGGCAGAAGGGCUUUCGGGGCUGUAUUCGCUCCCUGCAGCUGAACGGCGUCACCCUGGACCUGGAGGAGAGGGCGGAGAUCACUCCUGGAGUUCAACCUGGCUGCCCGGGUCACUGCAGCAGCUACGGCUCGCUCUGCCAGAACCAGGGCCGCUGUGUGGAGAGAGCCAGCGGCUUCCACUGUGACUGCGGCCUGUCAGCCUACACUGGAGUCUUCUGCCAUACAGAGGUGUCGGCCGGCUUCAAGUCGGAGACGUCCGUCAGCUUCAGCUUCAAGGAGCCGUACGAGUUCAUCAGGAACAGCAGCGCCCUGCCGUCCUCCAUCUACUCCGACAUGACGCUGAGAGGAGAGAACGUCUCGCUGAGCUUCAGGACCAACCAGAGUCCGGCUCUGCUGCUCUACGUCAGCUCCUACUACAGAGAGUACCUGGCCCUGCUCAUCAACAAGCAUGAUAAGCUGGAGGUGAGGUACAAGCUGGACAGCAGCAGAGAUGCUGAAGUGCUGCGGAGCAGAGCGAAGAGUCUGUCCAACGGACACCUACACACUGUCACCAUCAGGAGACUGACGGACUCUGUGUCUGUGCAGGUCGACCAAAACCCAAGAGAAGACUUCAACCUGACGUCUGACGGAGAAUUCAACGCCCUGAAGUCGCUGAUGUUGGGCCGAGUGCACGGCUCCGAUGAUUUGGAUCCAGACCUGUCCAGGUUGGCGUCUCUCGGUUUCACCGGUUGUCUCUCGGUCGUCCACUUUAACUCCAUCAGCCCUCUGAAAGCUGCUCUGCUGCACCCGGACACCAGCCCCGUCGUCAUCACCGGACCUCUGCUGCAGUCCAACUGCGGCUCCUCGGCUUCAGCCAAUCCCUACGCAGCAGAGAACACACGCCACCUGUCAGACCAGUCUGGUUCAGUGGGUUCAGGUCAACCUUUAGUCAAUGCCAUCCGGACUGACUCUGCUCUGAUUGGAGGAGUCAUCGCUGUGGUGAUCUUCGUGAUCGUGACCGGCCUGGCGAUAACCGGCAGAUUCCUCUAUCGGAGAAAAGAGACGUAUCGAAACCAGGAAGUGAAGGGAGUCAAACAGGACGACAGCCAAGAUUUCCAUUUCAACAACCAGACUGAGUCCCCGAACGUCUCCACUGAAAACACAAAGGAGUAUUUCAUUUAACUGGAGGCCCGGUGACCCGAUGAACUGCCGCGCCUCAGGACUUCACACUGCGCUCACAGCCAAUCAGAGACCUUCUCUGGUGGCCGCGGCUCCACAGAAUAUGGAAAGCAAAAAAAAAGAAUAAUUCACACAGUUUUGUGUUUCUGUUGCUUUACUGUAAAUUGUGAAUAUACUGAUACAAACAGGCAACAGUGUUGAUAUCUUUGUUUCCACUGUAAGUAUUCACACAUGUAAAUGUUGAAUUCAUGUCUUUGUAACAAUCUCUGGCUAAUGUCACUUUGUCAUGUUGAGAUGUUGGAGAUACUGAGGGCGUCAGAGUUUCCCUCGUGUGGUCGGGUGUUCCUCAGAGAGAAGGCACGUGUGUGUAGACACAGAGAGGACUUGAAACUGGCAGGAUGUUGUUGUUUUUGUUUGUGAUCAUAUGAUUUUAAUCCCUUUUGAAGGUUUAAGCUUUCACAUUGUAAAAUCUUUGGUGGGAAAAUAACUCCAGUAAAUAUUAAAGUGAAUGUACUUCUGUUAGGGGGGGUUUUCUCUCACCAUAUUCCAGAAAUGAUUCCACAUUUAUGAGCUUAGUCGUGGAUAUACUGAGCUUUAAAGUUAUCGUUAAAGUGGAUUUAAUUUUACAACAACUUAUCAAAUGAUCCUCUUUAUCUGCAGCUCCACUCGGCUUAAUGGAGCUUUACAGUCAGUUUCAUCUCAUUCAUCUCACGACAACUUUACUCUCAGAGCGUCAGGCAGCUGCUUUUAGCAAACAUAGCUCAAAGAGAAACCCACUACACACUAUGUUCUCAGGACCAAACAGCACAGACACCGUUAGAAACCAGCUGGUGAGCAUAGAGGAGCAUUUAGCAACUAAAGAGACAGAUGUUUCCUGCAGGAGCCGGUCAACUCAGAGUGAAUAUCGGGCUAACAUCCAUCAAGUGGCCAGAAACAUGACUACAUGUUGCUCUUUAUUUACUUACAAGUGUGCAGUUAAAGCUUAAAAGGUGAUGAUAUGUCACUUAUUGCACGUUUAAGAUUUCAGAUUUGGAAACACCUGUGGACGGAUGCAACUCGCCCCCUUGAGCAGGAACUGUGGCAGAAAUACAACAGAGCAAACGAGCUGUCACUCACAUUGUAGGAAAUCCAGGGCAGGAACAGCGGACUCCACUAAUGAUGAAACUACUAUAUAGAAAGGUAUUAUAGCAUGUAAAUAAACUAUUCUUGAAAGAAAAGCCAACCGUAAAAUAAUAAUUACAAAAAUGGGUUUUGAUUUAAUGAUAAUCUUAAGAAAUAUAACAGUUUGGGAUUCUAACAGCAGUGAACUAAGAUUAAGCUUGAAGCUUGUAAAGAGAGAACGUCAGCUGCAACUUCAGUUAACCACAAAGCUCUACACACACACACACACACACACACACACACACACACACACACACACACACACACACACACACACACACACACACACACACACACACACAUGUCAUUAAAACUGCACAGACAUCUGAAGUUUAUCUAAAGCACAUCAUUAUGUCUGUCACCUCGUGCACGCAGACACAGUUGAUGUGUUUCUGAAAUGCUAAUCUGCUUCUGACAGGUGGAUUGUGACUCCAUGGAAAGCAGGGAGAUGAUCAGAAUGAGACUCAAAGAUAAUCCAACAGACAGUCUGUGUGUUGAUUCAACUCAUGUGUAAAGAGUGCUGCUGAUAGAGGGAGGGUGAGAAGCAGAAAGAGGAUCGACAGCAUCUGUUUAUCAAACACCGUCUCUCUGAGACCCCAAAGCCCAGAUGGGAUUUUAAUGACAAAAGUUGCAAAAACUUCAAAGUGUCUUUAAACAUGUUGAGUUUAAUUUUUUCACUCAACAACAACAACAAGUGCACAGCUGAUGGCAGACGUUGUGUUGGUGCUGUGUUUCUGUCACCGGUGUUAACAAGUACAUGCAUUGUGCAGUGCUUUGCAUCUCUGCUGCAUGUAUUCUGCACUCUUAACUCAAUGAGGGGGGGCCCUGCACAGACAACAGUGCAGAGAAUUACCGCUGCACAAAGACGAUCUUUGGUUGGUUGAUACAGAAGUGAAGAAAAAGAUGUUAAAAGCAAAACUGACCAGAUCUAAAACAUGACGCUAAAAAGAAAAGAGGAACAUUUGGCAGCAAACAGACCUUUGGUUAUGAAUUUCCUGUGCUGUGUUUUGUCAAAUCAUCAUCAGUACACAGAGAAACGGUGUCAAAGAUCUGCGUGUGUUUGGUUUCCUCUCUGGCGAGGUUUGUAGUUAAGCUGAACGGUUCUCAGUGUAACUAUAAUAAUGUAACAGUACUUCAUAUUGGUGAAUCAGUGAGUUUGAGUGACAUGCCAUAAAAAACUUAAUAAAAAUACUAUAUACAGAAAAUUCUCAAAAUAAUUCUGGUUGUUUGGU